AUGGAAACCGCGCCCAUGGCCGCCCCGCGGCCCGGCACCGCUCGGAGUGUCUCCCGGGAGGAGCCCAGCGGCUCCGCCGAGCCUUCAGUCUCCGCCCCGACGCCGCCCGCGUCCCUGGAGCAGCCGGUCCCGCCGGGACAGGUCGCCGAGCCGCCACCACCGCCGCGGGACCGAAGCCUGUGGGAGCAGAUCUGCGAGGAGUAUGAAGCUGAGCUGCCUCCCUUUCUAGAAUGUAAAGUCAAACCGGACGCUGCCGCUCCCGUCUCCCCAGUGGAGGAGCUGGUGUUCCCCAGCCUCAGGGCAGAGAAUUUACUGCCAGCAGCCCAGACUCCUGUGUACUCAAGUGUGCCCUGUCCUCAGAAGAAAUUGGAGACACUGGAUCCAAAAACAUGCUCCCCCAAAGAGUAUUUGGAAAAUUUCAUCUUUCCAAUCCUGCUUUCUGGAAUGGUCAGCCUGCUUCACCAAGCAAAGAAAGAAAAGUGCUUUGAGAGGAAAAGGACCAAAUUCAUUGCCUGUGAUUACUUGACCGAGUGGUUGUACAACCACAAUCCAAAGAGGACAGGAGAAACCUUCACAGAAUUCUUCUCUAUUCCAUUUGUGGAGGAGUGGCUAAAGAAUCACCCUCGCCCACCAAUUCCACUGUCGCUGCUGCUGACAGAAGAGGAGGCCGCACUUUCCAUCCAGGCAUUCUGGAGGGCUUACCUGGUACGUUGUGAUCCUGAAAUUCAAGAGCUUCGUCAGUGGCAGAAGAAACUCCAUGAGGACAAGUACAUUCGCCAGCGGGUGCAAAUGCUCUGGGCCAAACAAGAGCAAAAAGUGAAAUGUAAAAUGGAGGACGAGGAGGUACAAGAUGCCACAAUGCCUUCUCCUUAACUCCAUGCCCCUUCUUCCCUCCCCGGCCAGGGCACUGGUACCCCAGGCCAGGAAAAUGUCCAGUGCUCUCUCCAUUUUGAAUGACCAGAAAGAUCUGGUCAGUGCAACCCAGACAGGAUCUGUAGCGCAAGCUUGCCGCAUCACCCGGAAGUGUUUCUCUACACCUGGGAAUUCCUUACUGCUUCCGGAGCCUCCCCUGCCAACCGCUGUUCAGGUCACCAUGGGAUCUCAUCCACACGGGAGAUGAGCUGCCGUGUCCCCAUUUGCCCCGCUUUCAGGAAGACCAGCACUUGCCGUCUCAGAUCUCUGUUUUUUUGUUGUGCUGCUGAGGCAGCUGCCCGACCACCACGCUAUAUUCCCAGGCCAGCAUGAGGCUUAAACCCAGACAAGGAUCACGAAGGAUUUCCCUUGUCUAGACCCCAAAGUAAAGUCUUGCUUUGAUUACGGGUGAAUUCACUUACCACAUCCAUUUGUUCUGCAGUUCACUUUUAGAACCAAGAUGCUCCCAUUCAGAAAAAAACCCAGGAUCAGCAGAAGGCCCAGGGGUGGUUUUGACAAGCUAGCACACGUCUUGUGUAAAUAGUAAAGCCUUUAUUUUUGGGUUAAGAACAGCAUUUUGAAAAUAAAACCUAUCUGCCCAUGCUUCACAAGUUUUUAACUCUGCAGUAUUUAUAUUACAGUCAUGUAUGGUACACAUUGAUUGUCUUGAAGCUUCUUGAAUGCUUUUUUAUUUUUCUGAAUAUGCGAGUCAGCAAAGGGGAAAUUAAGGAACAUUAUAAAACACACGUGAAUGCUCUUAAUAAA
Perognathus longimembris pacificus (Pacific pocket mouse) is the source of this 1677-nucleotide messenger RNA. RefSeq names its product IQ motif containing K (gene Iqck). The record is from RefSeq and is a predicted model, not a curated record. The transcript has 9 exons. The coding region runs from base 1 to 873 and encodes 290 amino acids. Gene Ontology annotation, molecular function: protein binding. Lineage: Eukaryota; Metazoa; Chordata; Mammalia; Rodentia; Heteromyidae.